AUGGAUUUCGUCAAGAACCUCGCCGGCGGCAACAAGAACGACAACGCCGAUCAAACUCAACAGCAGGCGGCCCCAGAGGCUGGGGGAGGAGGCGCUUCUGGUGAAAAGAAGGAGGACGGUCUUGACAAGGCUGUCGACUAUGUUCAAGAGAACUUCCUUGGCGCUGGCAACCAGUCAAAUGAAUCCGCCGCGGAGCAGAUGAAAGAUGAGGCCAUCUCAGAUGCUAUUCGAGACCAAUACAAGGGCGCGACAGGCAGUGAAUUCCCGAUCUCAGACAAGUAA
This is a messenger RNA of Fusarium poae, 282 nucleotides long. RefSeq lists its product as uncharacterized. Bases 1 to 282 code for a protein of 93 amino acids. The record is from RefSeq and is a predicted model, not a curated record. Lineage: Eukaryota; Fungi; Ascomycota; Sordariomycetes; Hypocreales; Nectriaceae. The transcript has 3 exons.